Molecule: messenger RNA, 2163 nt
Organism: Lachnellula hyalina
Lineage: Eukaryota; Fungi; Ascomycota; Leotiomycetes; Helotiales; Lachnaceae
Gene: seb1
Product: Rpb7-binding protein seb1
Exons: 7
Coding region: 1-2163 (720 amino acids)
Cellular component (GO): nucleus
Molecular function (GO): RNA binding
Source: RefSeq, a predicted model, not a curated record
AUGUCGUCCCCAGUAGCAGAACUAGAAGCUGGCCUCCAGGCCAUGCUAUUAUUGAAGCCACCAGGAGUUUCCGGAUCCAGAAUUCAAGCUCUCACCACCCUCUGCACAGCAAAUGUCCAGUCCGAAUCGGUCCUCGUCCAAAAACUAUACACCCAUUUCAUGAGAGCCCCGGCAUCCCACAAGCUUGGUGUUCUCUACGUCGUAGACAGUGUGACUCGAAAAUGGACAGAACAAGCCAAAAAUGCUGGACAGACCAUAAACGUUUCUGCUGAAGAUGGCACCUUUGCUGCUGGCGUUAAUAGAGUAAAGGAAUUAUUGCCGAACUUGAUGAAUAACAUUAUUGCAUCUUCUCCAGACAAAGAUCAAAAGGACAGAAUUAGAAAGUUGCUUGAUAUCUGGGAGAAAGCGCAGACAUUCCCUCUCGCAAUGCUCAACGACUUCAAGGAGAAAUUGACUGCAUCCAUGCAAAACGAAUCAACUACACCACCAGGAAGCCCGCCUGCAGAUCUCCAGCAAGCCUUCGGCAGUACAAUGCAUCCGGGUGCACCCGCAGCUCCGGCUGCAGCCACAGCUACUUCGGCCCCCUCAAUCCUACAGGCACUUGCCAGCCUUGCCCGUCAAAACGCCUCUACCUCUGCAGAUAAUUCGUACAGUGCAUCCAAUGCACACCAUAAUGGGGCUCCGGCCUUGAACCAGGCAGUACCUUUCCCACACGUUCCUCAGCCUGUAAAUGUGCCAGCAGCCACAGCCACCUUUGCAUCGCAGCCGCCAUAUCAAGGAGCGGGUAAUGGUGCUUAUGCUCAGAACUUUGCCAGUAAUCAAACAAACCCAAAUCCAUUUGCGGCUGUCCCACCAGUAGUCCAGCCAGGUGCCCUCGACCCAGCUCUGCAGCAGCAGAUCCUAUUAGUGAAAGCACUUGCAGAGCAGGGCCUCACAACAGAGCAAAUCCAGGCCAUCUUGGCCGUUGGUGCAGGAGGUUUACCCCAGCCCUUUACCGCCCAGCAGCAGUCUCAAAAUCAGAAUCAAAAUGUACAGAACGGUUGGGCUCCCAAUGGUGCUGCUGCUUCCAGACCAGAUGAUUCACGUGACUAUAAUGGCUAUCAUGACCGCGAGGCUGUAAGAUCGCCCCCAAAUCGCUACCGUCAACGUUCUCGGUCCCGAUCCCCACCGCGUGCUGCUUGGGAUUCCCCAGCAUCCCGUCGUCGCGACGAGUCAAAUUCCUAUGACUUUGAUAGAAAUUCCCCAGCACGAAAUCGUGGUGAUGAACGUGGACGAGGAGGUCGUGGAGGAGGUGCUCGGGGUAAUGACUAUCGCCAACGUAGUCCUGCCCGUCGUGGACGCAGCCCAAGUCCACCAAGAUCUAGAGGCGCUGGACAGAAGUGGAUAGAUCACGAUUCUUCCAUCCCUAAAGGAAGCAUCAAAGUCCUCAGCCGAACCCUAUUUGUCGGUGGUGUCACAACCUCUGACCAAGAAUUGAGGAACGUCUUUGAAAAUUAUGGCCGAGUCCAAACAUGCAUUGUCAACAAGGAGAAGCGCCAUGCUUUCGUGAAGAUGAUCAGCCGGGCAGACGCCGUCCGUGCAAAGGAGGCCAUGGAGAAGAAUAGGACCCCGGAUUCUCAAUUGAGAACAAGAUGGGGUGUUGGAUUUGGACCUCGCGACUGCAGCGACUACCAAACCGGAGUCAGCGUCAUUCCUAUCAGCAAGCUCACGGACGCUGAUCGGAAGUGGAUGCUGAGUGCAGAAUAUGGUGGCAGUGGUGGAAUGCCCAUCGAGUCCGGAAUGGUUGUCGAAGAACCUGAUAUCGAAAUUGGUCAAGGUGUCUCUUCCAAGGCUAUUAGUCGUCGAAUGCAAACCGAUAAGGGUGGCAACAAUGGCCCGAAGUCAAGUCGGGAUCGUGAAGAGGAAGAAAACGCUCCACGCUUCCGCCGGGAUAACAGAGACCAUCGACGAGAUGAUGACCACCGAGGGAACCGUAGGGAUCGAGACCAAGCUGUCAGCGCCCCACCAAGUAUGCCUGCGGUCCCACCAUUCUCGAUGGCCGGACUCCCGUUUCCAUUCCCAACUCAGCCCAACGGCAUGCCAAUGUUCCCUCCUGGUUUCGUAUUUCCAGGCCAAGCAGCUGCGCAGCCACAACAACCACCACCCCCAGGCCACCGCACUUGA